CAAAAAUCUUGAUCUCACUCACUCACUCACUCACUCAGCCCCGAGAGAAAACCACUUUCACAGCUAACGCACAAUCUCGUCUUCCUCAUCGUAUAAAUGAAUUUGAACAGGCAAUAGCAUUAAUCAAUUUAUUAAAUACUUACAAAAAAGAAAUGUCUAAAUCACAGCCAUUUUCAUGGGUUCGUCUUCUCAUCAACCAAUCCCUAACCAAACCCACCGUCUCCCCAUUUUGCCGACCACUUUCCUCCACUUUCCGCCACUUUCCCGCCUCCCAAACACCCCGUCCUCCCCCCUUCCCUUCCCAAACCGCCCGUUUCUCGACGGCGGAUAGGGAUCCCGUGCGGGAUCUCCUGGCGGACGUGGAGAGAGACAGGCAGAGAGAGAGAGAGCAGAGAAUAAAGGCCGGCCUCGGGACCAGCGACAUCGACGCCGAAGAUGAGGAGGACUACAUGAAUGUGACGCCAUUGAUAGAGAAGAUGGCGAGGCGGAUGAAGCAUAUCAGCGACAAGGACUUGAUGUGGGACGAGGAGCCCACCGACUCUGAGAGCGAGGAAGACGAGAGGUUCACUCCCGACGCCAUUAAGAAGUAUAACGAAAUGCUUGACAGGAAGGUCAAACGCCAAAAGGAGCUGCUCAAGAACUUCGACGAAGCUAAGACCCUUGAUGAUGCUUUUAAGUGGAUGUAUAAGAUUGACAAGUUUGAGAACAAACAUUUCCGGCUUCGCCCUGAAUAUAUGGUCAUUGGCGAGUUGAUGAACCAUCUCAAAGUUGCAGAGGGAAAGGAUAAGUUCAUUCUUCAGAUGAAACUAAAUAGGGCUUUGAGGUUGGUGGAGUGGAGGGAGCAAUAUGAUCCAAAUAAUCCCGCCAAUUACGGGGUAUUUCAAAGUACGAAUCAAGUCCAGGGUGUUUCCUUGGUAGAUGACUUAGAGAACGAGCUAGAUGAGAUACCAGUUGCCAAACUUGACAGUGACGAUGAAGAAGAAUUUGAUGACAUGAAGGAGAAAGAAGAUGCGCUGUUAGAAAAAAUAAAUGCUAUUGACAAAGCACUUGAAGAGAAGUUAGCAGCAUUGGAUCAUACGUUUGGAAGGAAGGGUAAACUUCUAGAAGAGGAGAUUAAAGAUCUUGCAGAGGAAAGAAAUUCUUUGACUGAGAAGAAGAGAACACCUCUCUACAGGAAGGGUUUUGAUGUGAAGGUGAUUAACGUGAACCGCAGUGUUAAAGUUACAAAGGGGGGCCGCAUGGCUAAGUAUUCUGCCAUAGUAGCUUGUGGAAACUAUCACGGUGUUGUUGGUUUUGCGAAAGCGAAAGGCCCAAAAAUUCCUGUUGCUGUUCAGAAGGCACAUGAGAAAUGCUAUCAAAAUCUUCACUACGUAGAACGAUACGAAGACCAUACGAUUCCGCAUGCGAUACAAACAAAUUAUAAGAAGACCAAGAUUUAUCUGUGGCCAGCACCCACUAGAACAGGUCUAGUAGCAGGGUGGAAAAUAGUCCAAACCAUUUUGAAUUUAGCAGGUUUCAAGAAUGUCAAGACAAAGGUUGUCGGGUCGAAGAAUCCAUUCAACACGGUUAAGGCUCUCUUCAAAGCCCUUACUUCGAUUGAAACUCCCAAGGAUGUACAAGAGAAGUUUGGUCGGACCGUGGUUGAGAAGCACCUUCUUUGAUAUUUUAAAAAUGACGGGUGUGUUUCAUUUUUUUUGGGCUUAUUUUCCAGUGAUUUCGCUUGUGUCUAUGGAUUUUGAGGAGUUUGAAGUCCCAUUUUUUCCCGAUUAGAUGAAAUAAACGAUAAAACAAUAGAAAUAAAGAGAAAAAUAUAGCUUUUGGGGAAAGCGUUUUGGUUGUAUUAUUGAAAUUUGAUUUAGUUACAACUACCUUUCACCAU
Molecule: messenger RNA, 1879 nt
Organism: Morus notabilis
Lineage: Eukaryota; Viridiplantae; Streptophyta; Magnoliopsida; Rosales; Moraceae
Product: probable 37S ribosomal protein S5, mitochondrial
Exons: 8
Coding region: 153-1661 (502 amino acids)
Biological process (GO): translation
Cellular component (GO): ribosome
Molecular function (GO): structural constituent of ribosome; RNA binding
Source: RefSeq, a predicted model, not a curated record